Molecule: messenger RNA, 1338 nt
Organism: Trichomonas vaginalis G3
Lineage: Eukaryota; Parabasalia; Trichomonadida; Trichomonadidae
Exons: 1
Coding region: 1-1338 (445 amino acids)
Source: RefSeq, a predicted model, not a curated record
AUGAAUGGCGGGAAUUUGUACGGCCACCAGCCGAAUGAAAACCAGCCAAUGCAAAAUGCGAAAUUUCCUAUACCCCAAGGCCAGCCAAUGUUUCGGCAGCAAAUGACGAACGCAUCUCAACUAUAUAGGCAAUUUAAUCCAAAUAUGAUUAAUCAAUAUCACGCAAUGUAUCAACAAAACCAACAACAAUCUCAGGCAGCACAGCCACCUCCAAUUCCUCAGACACAGCCUGUUAUGCCCACUGGACAACAGCCUCCACAGAAUCAACAGUCGAAAAAACGAGCCAAACAGCAACCCCAAAAGCAUCCAUAUCCUCCACAGCAAUUUGCAUUUAAUCAUCAACCAUAUUUGGUGCAGCAACAGCAGCCACAAGACAUAAUUAAAGGACUUUUAUCAAAAUUACCAGAUGAGUUAGCAGAUUUAUUCUUCAAAAUAUAUAACAUACCUCAGAAAAAGAAAGACCAAAGAAUUGCGAUGUUUAUCGAUAUGAUUACUGAAUUAAAUCAAAGUUUUCCUGAUGCUGCUAAAAUGAUCUCUCAAUACCAGCUCAUGAAACCAGAAGCAAUUAAUGCAUUUCGCGAUCCGCCUUUACCAGCUGUUUUUCAAAGAACAAAAGGAACAUAUCCUUCAUAUUUUAUUUGUUAUAGAACGAAAAAGGAUGGUUUCGAGUAUAUACCAUCUCCAAGAGAGAAAAAGCAAAAUGAAAUGAUAAUAGGAACUUUUUUUACAAUACAAAACGUUCCAGCUCGCGGAAAAGUUGCAUUAAUCGAUAAAGACAAAAGACGCGAAAUACAACCAUUUAAAUUCGGAGAAACGUUCGAAUGUUUCGUUCUCCAUUCAAAUGAACCGAUGCAAGGAAAAUUCCACAUAUUAACUGAGCUCGCACCGGAAGUUUCUAAUAUAUUAACAUUCUUCGUAAUACAAAUGGUCACGCGGCGUAGCUGGGUUGACGUAGUUUCCAAUUUAUCCAAGAAUGAUCCACAAUUUAAUCCUGCCUUGAUUGGAGACGUAAUUCCAGCAUCGCAUUCGGUUAAUGGCGUGACCUGUCAUAUAGAUGCCGCAAGCAUUUUCGAAAGCGCUUGUACAACUUAUUUACCAAUUUGUCCUCGAUGCGGAAAGCAAAUUCUUCUGAAGGAUUUGUCAUUUAGCUUAACACAGGAUGCUCCUCCAAGUAAUCCUGACCCACUUGUCGCUGAUUUCAUCGCUCAAGAAUUAUAUUACGUACGAGAAGAUAGCGAUGACGUUUCUGAUAUAGAAACUUUACAGGCCGACCAAAGAGAAUUUAAUUUUUCAGGUGCCGACGAAUAUCUCAAUUCAAUCAGCGAAUCUAUCUUGUAA